Acanthosepion pharaonis is the source of this 5646-nucleotide messenger RNA. Lineage: Eukaryota; Metazoa; Mollusca; Cephalopoda; Sepiida; Sepiidae. The record is from the annotation of a GenBank genome assembly.
AUGCGGAAGUUUGUCAGCCCCAGGGCAGCUCCGGAGCCAUCUUCAUCAGCUAUUGGCUCCCAGGACAAUGCCCUGGGGUUGAUGCACCUACGAAAACUAUUUGCGGAGUACCGCCAGCCAACACCUAAUGUUACUCAGAAGGAACAAGAGGAUAAACUCUAUAACAUGUUACCCCUUUUCUGCAAGGUGUUUGACAGUUCCCCAUCGAGUGAAAUGACUGAAAAGUUUGGAGAUAUCCAACAGUUUUGCAGCCAAGUUUCCAAACUAAUGGUUACUGAGAUCAGACGGAGGGCGUCCAAUCAGUCUACAGCAACUGCAAGCUGUUCUAUUGUGAAUUUUCUGGAGGUAGAAUCGCCCCAAGAGAAUAAUCGCGGCUCUCAAGCUCUUGUUGACCGUAUGACAGCGGCAUCAUUGCCCUCGACUCUGGUCAAAUGUCUCUACUUGUUCUUUGAUCUACCCAGUGUGCCGUGCACAGAUGUCUUGGAAGACGGUUACGAGUUUACACCAAAGGAACGAAGAAUUUUACUUCAGAAAGUGUUUGUUCAGUUUAUUAACCUUUCUGUUUUCCCAAUUCAUCUGCUCUUUUUUCUGUUCAUCAAACUCUAUUUGUUUACUGUUUUUUAUCUCUCUCUGUUCAUCUCUCUCUCUCCCCUGCUUGUCUUUCUCUCUCUCCCCCUCGUCUUUUCUCUCUCUCUCCCUGCUCGUCUUUUCUCUCUCUUCUCUCUCUCUCUCUCCCUGCUCGUCUUUUCUCUCUCUCUCUCUCCCCUGCUCGUCUUUCUCUCUCUCUCUCCCCUGCUCGUCUUUUCUCUCUCUCUCUCUCCCUGGUCGUCUUUUCUCUCUCUCUCUCCCCUGGUCGUCUUUCUCUCUCUCUCUCUCUCCCCUGGUCGUCUUUCUCUCUCUCUCUCUCUCCCCUGGUCGUCUUUUCUCUCUCUCUCUCUCCCCUGGUCGUCUUUUCUCUCUCUCUCUCCCUGGUCGUCUUUCUUCUCUCUCUCUCUCUCCCUGGGUCUCUCUCUCUCUCUUCUCUCUCUCUCUCUCUCUCUCUCUCUCCCUGGUCGUCUUCUCUCUCUCUCUCUCCCCUGGUCGUCUUUCUCUCUCUCUCUCUCUCCCUGGUCGUCUUUCUCUCUCUCUCUCUCUCCCCUGGUGUCUCUCUCUCUCUCUCUCUCCUGGUCGUCUCUCUCUCUCUCUCUCUCCCUGGUCGUCUUUCUCUCUCUCUCUCUCUCUCCCCUGGUCGUCUUUCUCUCUCUCUCUCUCUCUCCCCUGGUCGUCUUUCUCUCUCUCUCUCUCCCUCUCUCCCUUUCUCUCCUCUCUCUCUCUCUCCCGUGCUCGUCUCUCUCUCCUUUCUCUCCCCCUGUGCUCGUCUCUCUCUCAUUCGUCUCUCCUCUCCUCUCCUCCCCCCUCUCCCUUUCUCUUCAUUCUUCCUCUCUCUCUCCCCUGUUCAUUCUUCCUCUCUCUCUCCCCUGUUCAUUCUUCCUCUCUCUCUCCCCUGUUCAUUCUUCCUCUCUCUCCCCUGUUCAUUCUUCCUCUCUCUCUCCCCUGUUCAUUCUUCCUCUCUCUCCCCCUUUCAUUCUUUCUCUCUCUCUCUGUUCUCUCUCUCCCCUGUUCAUUUCUUCCUGUUCUCUUCUCUCUCUCUCUCUCUCUCCCCUGUUCAUUUUUCUCUCUCUCUCUCUCUCUCCCCCUGUUCAUUCCCCUGUUCAUUUUCUCUUUCUCUCUCUCUCUCUCUCCCCUGUUCAUUUCUCUUUCUCUCUCUCUCUCUCUCCCCUGUUCAUUUCUCUUUCUCUCUCUCUCUCCCCCUGUUCAUUUUCUCUCUCUCUUCUCUCUCUCUCUGUAUUAGUUCGUCUGUGUAGCCAUAUUUCUCCAGCUGAAGAACUAGCAAGGAAAGAUGACCUGAGUUUGUUAUUCAAUGCUAUUACAUCUUGGUGUCACCCCCACAGCAUACCCUGGAGGAAAAGUGCAGGUGAAAUUCUAGUGACUCUAUCACGACAUGGACUCACACCCCAAGUUGUUAACUAUAUUCAUGAGAAGGGUUGCGUGCGCCAUUGCAUCGAGAACAUGCAGAGAGCCCAGGAACUGUCCCCUAUUGAGAUGGUAGAAAUGAUUGUUACUGUGUUCUGCUUUCUCAAAGACUCAAGCGAAGUUUCUCAUACAUUAUUGGAUGAUUUUAGAUCCAGUCAAGGCUACAUCUUUCUGUCUGAAUUCCUCUUAAAACUAGAACAAAGCCCAGGCGAAGAUAGCCAACAAGCUCUUCGAAAUCUGGUGCUCCUAGUUGGGUCCUUGACAACAUGUGGCUUUAUUGAGUUGAAACCAAGUCAAGCUAGUACUGGUUCUCUCUUUCAAAUGCCAGGAUUCACAUUACCACAAGCAACUGGAAAGGGUGUCAGUGUGAAGAACAUUCAACUUUUCCAGGCCACCUCUGUGCAUUUAUGUUGUAAUAUUUUGGACGUAAUCAGCAGUAUUUAUCAUCAAGAUGAUGCCAACUACUUUAUUCUUGAAUCGCAACACACCCUUUCCCAGUUUGCCGAAAAAAUCUACCUCAAACCUCCUGAUAUACAGCAAAAAUUCUUUGAACUGUUGGAAUUCAUUGUUUUUAAUUUGAACUUUGUGCCAUGCAAGGAGCUCAUCAGCUUAAGCAUUCUCAUCAAGACACAACAUUCUGUUGGAUGCAGUAUUCUUUGUAUGAAGAGCUUGCUGAAGAUUCUACGCUAUCACAAUGUCUACAAGGAUGUAUUUCGAGAGGUUGGCAUGUUAGAAGUGAUGGUUACAUGUCUCCAUCGUUAUGCUGCUCUCCUCAAAGAGCCUCAAAAUGGAACAGAAAGAGAAGCAAUCACUGAGGAACAAAUGGAACUUGGAUUUUUGGUGAUGGAAGCCCUUGCCACUUUGCUGAAUAGUAACAGUAGCAAUGCCAGUGUAUUCCGUGAAUGUGGGGGAGCCCGCUGUGCACACAACAUGGUGCCUUACACUGAUUGCCAGCAUCAAGCUCUCAACAUUGUACAACAACUGGUUCUCUCACCUGGCGGUGAUGACGAUAUGGGCACUCUACUUGGACUAAUGCACACAGCACCUGUCACGGCCCUGGAGCUGAAAACCCACAUCUUAAAGUCCCUGUUGAAUGUCCUACGUGAAAGCCACCGUACUCGCACAGUAUUCCGUAAAGUUGGGGGAUUUGUCUACGUUAUGUCUGUGUUUGUUUCCAUGGAGGGGUGCCUGGCCUCUCCACCCAAAUCCCCUUGGGAUCAAGUUGGCAGACAUGAAAUUCUCACCAUGUUGAAAACAGUAUUCAGCACUCUGACUGUGGCAAUGAGAUAUGAGCCAGCCAAUGCCAAGUUCUUUUCUACUGAGGUUCGCUAUGAUAGCUUAACUGAGGCAGUACGUCUUCUUGGUUGCUUCUCUAAUACCAUCGACAUUCUUCCUGAUGUUGAAGAACUGGUCAGUGUUGAAACCCAGACCAUGCCAGAGGCAUUCAGUAUCUUUGAGGAAUUCUUCAAUGAUGUAAAAGACAGCAAAUCCAAAGAAGAACUCCCUUUGACACUUCAGUCGGCAUGUUUGAUGAUUCGUUUCCUUUAUGACAUGACCUUGGAUUCUUUUGAUAAGGAACCUGGUAGUGGUAGCUGCUCCACCUUGAAGCGCAACAUCUCCUUCCGGGUUGAAGGCCCACAUUCUAAUGUUUCCCUGCCGAAGAGAGCCAGUACGGGCAGCAUUAACUUGUACCUGGCUAGCUGCCAAGAUCAGAUAAUUGUACACCCAGGAGCUGUGAUGUCUAUCUUUCAUUUGCUUCCAGCUAUUGAGUACAGCCCACAGCCAAAGCUUGCCCUCGACCUUCAGGUGUACACAGCAGAAAUUCUCAAGUCCAUCAUGCGGACUGAACGUAAUCAACAAAUCAUGUGUGACGUUGGCUUCCCUCAUGAAUUACUCAGUCAUGGCAACAUUGCCCUGGCAGAUGAGUCCCACUCAUUACACCCACCCCUGCAGUAUAUGUUUGAAAGACUUGCUGCACAAGCUCUCACCCCAAAGGAUCUCAAAGAUUUUGUACGUCUUGGCUCCCCACUCAACUGCUGGUCAGUUGAUGAUUUGUAUGACGGCUAUCGAAAUGGUUUUGUUUGUAGCCACAUGCACAAUGGUUGUGAACAGAGUCGUGGCCACAAUCUGGAGGAGAAACGCACACCCUUCGAGAUCGAGGACCAAUUGAAAACUGCUGGGGGGCCAGUACCCCUUACUCGAGUCAAAUGCCUGGUUUCCAUGACAACCCCCAGAGAUGCACGCAUGCACGGGUCCUCGGUCACCCCAGCAUUUGUCGAGUUUGACAUGAGCACUGAAGGCUUUGGCUGCCUUUACUUACCCAGUAUUGCUCCCCAGGGUCCACCAACCCCUUCAGUUGUUGGAGGAGUGGUUGGAUCUUCGGAUCCUGUUGUUAUUGGAGGCAUCGGCACAGGUGAGAGAAUGUUUCCUCCUCAAUCAGGACUAACGUACUCUACGUGGUUCUGUGUUGACAAAUUCAGCUGCGCAUCAACUGACCCUCACUCGGUGCGCUUGCUGACCAUUGUCCGCAACCUACAGGGCCGCGAUGAGAAUCUCAUCUGCCUGAGUGUUACUCUGACAGCCAAGGAUCGCUCCCUCAUUGUGUCCACUCAGGAAACUAGUAUGCCAACUACAGUUACUGGAUGUGAUCAAGAGGAGGAGCCUCUUCUCGGAGAUAAUACAGUUCGUUUUUGGUGCCCCGAUCUCACCCAAGAAGGACAGUGGCACCAUCUAAUUCUGAUUUUUCAUCGAGCUGGUAUCAUGAAAAACAGCAAUGUCAGUCUAUUUCUUGAUAGCCAUCAUGUGAACACUCAAAAGUUUAUUUACAUUAUAAAAUCAAUUUUUCUAUCUAUUUUUCAAUUUUUCCUUUUUGUUUCAAUAUUACUUUCUUUUGGCAAUCUUUCAAUGUUUUUGUUCUUUCUAUUUUCCGUUUUGUCUUGUUUUCUCGUUCUUUCUUUAUUCUCUCUCCUUCCAUUUUCCUUUCACCAUUUUCUUUUCUCUUAUUUCUCUUUUUUCAUUUUUAUUCUCAUUUUUUGCUCUCUCUCCUCUAUCAUUCCCUUUUCUCCUUCUAUCUCCUCUUUAUCAUCUUCUUUUCCUCUUUCUUGCUCUCUCUCUCUCCUCUUUCUUGCUCUCUCUCUCUCCUCUUUCUUGCACUCUCUCUCUCCUCUUUCUUGCACUCUCUCUCUCCUCUUUCUUGCACUCUCUCUCUCCUCUUUCUUGCACUCUCUCUCUCCUCUUUCUUGCCCUCUCUCUCCUCUUUCUUGCCCUCUCUCUCCUCUUUCUUGCCCCUCUCUCCUCUUUCUUGCCCUCUCUCUCUCCUCUUUCUUGCCCUCUCUCUCUCUCUCCUCUUUCUUGCCCUCUCUCUCUCUCCUCUUUCUUGCCCUCUCUCUCUCUCUCUCCUCUUUCUUGCCCUCUCUCUCUCUCUCCUCUUUCUUGCCCUCUCUCUCUCCUCUUUCUUGCCCUCUCUCUCUCCUCUUUCUUGCCCUCUCUCUCUCCUCUUUCUUGCCUUCUCUCCUCUUUCUUGCCUUCUCUCCUCUUUCUUGCCUUCUCUCCCUCUCUCUCUCACUCUCUCUCCCUCUCUCAACAAUAUGCAAAAUAGUGCCUUCCAAUCCAAAGCAAACUCUGAUCAUUUAG